AUGUGGCAGCCGCUGGUGCGCCUGGUUAUUCAAAGGCCUCCCACUGAAUCCCAGAACGCCAAAACCUGGAACUUCGAUGUCUGGAAAGCUGUAUUUACCCUCAUUGACACCAUCCCUCGAACAACACCACCACCGGCGAGCGUCCCCCCCUCCUAUGACGGCACACCAGUCAAAUCCACAUCGUCAUCGCAGAAAGGCUCCGAGCAGACGCGUGAGUUGGUGAAUCCGAGAAUCUUCGAGGAGAUACGUGGCUGCACCUUUCGAGACGUCGAGGGCUUCUUCGACAAGUACUUUGAGGGAAAAGACUGGAGCGGCAAAGCAGAUGCCAUCUGUCGACGCGUGCUGGCCCCAGACAGCGAUGGGAAUUGGGCCCAGUUUCCUGAUCCUCCUACGCAGGACGAUGUCCUUGCCUGGUGGUUUCGUCUUCAAGAAGACCUUCUCUCGGAAUCACGCGGCACCUACUACACCACGGCGAGCAAAGCGGAUCUUACGGGUUCGAAUGCGGAACGGCAAGUCGACCUCCUUCUGAGAGCUAGCGGCGCGAGCCCCUCGCGGAACAAACACGACUGGAGAGACAUCCUGGUUGUCGGCGAGCUCAGAAAGCCAAAGGAGAAGAUUGGGACCAAAACCACACUGCUGCAGAUGGGCCGCUGCGUGCGCGAGGUCUUCGCUGCGCAGCCCACCCGGCGGUUCGUCCACGCAUUCGCCGUCUGCGGGACCAAGAUGGAGGCGUGGGUGUUCGACCGUUCGGGGCCCUACAGCUCGGGCAUCAUCGACGUCUACGCAGACUCGAGACGGUUCUUUCAGGUGCUUGUGGGCUACACCAUGAUGAGCGACGAGGAGCUGGGACUGGACACCUUUAUUACUAGGGAUGAAGGCGGCAACAAAUCAAUAACCGUCAAAGGGCCUGGGAACUCAGAGCAAAAGGUGCUGCGGCUGGGUGAAAUGCUUUCCUUUCAGCGUGCCAUCGUGUGUCGCGGGACAACAUGUUUUCUCGCAAACGAUGGACAAGUGGAGGGCGUAGCCAAAUUCUCGUGGGUGUCGGACAAGCGGCGGUCGGAGGCGGAACUCCUCGAGCUAGCGGGUCAAAAAAAUGUCCAAGGGGUCGCCAGGAUCAUUGGCCAUAGUACCAUCACUAGCAUCGCCGACAUGCGCUGCGGCCUGACCUUCGACGACAAGCGACACGACUUCAAAAGCGCACCCCCCAGUGCGGCCUCCUCAUUUCAUCAAUCUCAGCGGCUCACCGAGCUCCGUAGCUUAGGUCGAAAGUCGUCUUCCAGGAAACGCAGAUCUCCGGAUAAAGGGAUGCAGGCAUCCAAACGAUCGCGCUCCAUCAAUCAACCGUCGAGGGACAACCAGCAGGAGAAUGAACUAGCUUUCUCCGUUCAGUCGGCGCACAAGCCAAGCCUCUUCGACAGGAAUGGCGAGGAACCCUACGACAACCGCGUCCUCCGCUGUCUGGUGAUCUCGCCCGCUGGGCGGCCGAUCUACAACGGGCGAAGCGGCGCACGGCACCAGACCGGCACGAUGGAGUUCAUGGCGAUCGAGGUGCUGCUUAAUAUCGACCAUACCUAUCGUCACGACCUCGAGUCUUUCUUUUACGUGCUUAUCUGGCAGUGCGCCCGUCAUGGCUGGGGGAAGGAUAACCAUCCCAAGGAUAGUAAACUUCGUGCCUGGUAUACUGGUAACUAUGAGGACAUUGCAAACGCCAAGCUUGGCCAUAUGAGCAAAGCUGAAAAUAUGGGAUUUGGGUUCAUUUUGAGGGAGUUCCCUCCAAAGUUCCGUGGUGUUGUACAGCUUUGCGGGGCCCUACGAGACAUAACUACUCUUUCCUUACAAUGA
This is a messenger RNA of Histoplasma mississippiense, 1842 nucleotides long. RefSeq lists its product with no specific name. The coding region runs from base 1 to 1842 and encodes 613 amino acids. The record is from RefSeq and is a predicted model, not a curated record. Lineage: Eukaryota; Fungi; Ascomycota; Eurotiomycetes; Onygenales; Ajellomycetaceae. The transcript is spliced from 2 exons.